AUGGAAGCUGCGGACCUUAAAAUACUCUAUCAAAUUCCUUUACCCAAAAUCAUACUAACCAAGGAUUUAAUUUUAAAUUACAAAACGGAAAUUGGAAAUUCAAACAUCUUAAUUGUCAUUAUGAUAUCCCAAACAAUGGAUAUGGAAAUUAUGGAAGCCACUGCUCAAACAUUAAAUUAUAUGCGUCAAGUUCGAAUACUGUGGCUAGUGGAAAAUGUUAUUGAGAUGGACAAUUUCCGGGAAUUGGAACUGCAACAUUAUCAUUGGAAGAAUUUACAAAAUACCACCCUGACUACCUUUGUGGAUUUAGUAGCAACGCGUUCUCUUAUAUAUCAAGAUGAAAAGAAAAACAUCAAGAUAAAUGGUCUGGUGGCCAGGAUGAUUUUACUAUUUGCCGAGUAUUUUAAUGCCACACUACAAAUGUAUCUGUCGCUGGAAAAUCUGGAUUACGUUCCUCACUUUGACGUAAUCAACGAUAAGGUUGAUGCGAAUCUCUUAGAUGUAUCUAUGACUUUGGAUAAUUAUUAUCAAAAUCGUGGCCUAAACAUGUCUGAUGUCUAUGAAAUUGAUCAAAUAAAUGGUUUGGUGGCCAGGAUGGUAAUACUAUUUGCCGAGUACUUCAAUGCCAACUUGAAAAUGUAUCAACCUCUCGAAAAUCAGGAUAACAAUAUUUCUCACUAUGGCGUAAUCAGUGAUAUGGUUGAUGACAAUCUUGUAGAUAUAGCCAUGUCUUUGGAUGGUUAUUAUAAAAAUAGUUGGCUUAAUAUGUCUGAUGUCUAUGAAAUUGAUCAAAUUAUGAUAAUGGUACCACUUUCCAAUCCGUAUACUUUACGUGAAAUAUUUGGAAUUCUAUUGGAUUUCUAUUUCUUUGGUUUUAUGUUAUCGUGUUAUUUUCUAAUAUCCCUGGUCUAUUGUAUUUUGGAUUAUUAUCUGGAUGGAGUUUGGCAAUAUUUGAAUUUAGCAUUAAAUCCAAAAGUAUUUCCCGGUAUUCUGGGCUACUCCUUUCAAAUGCGUUCGUCCAAAUUACUAAGCCACAAAGUUGUUUAUAUUCUGAUUGGUUUUAUCGGCUUGAAUGCGUGUACACAAUUUUCGGCCCGAAUGAAUAGUCUCUAUACCACACCACCAUAUCAUUCUCAGAUUCAAACAUUCGAUGAUUUGAGACGAUCUGAUAUAAAACUACUCAUUGAUAUUGACGAUGUACCAAGAUUAAAAUUACUUUUGCCUGAAGUGAAAAUUAACACGGUUUCCACAAAUAUCACACACUUUUUGAAAGUCCGACGUGAUUUCAAUACAUCCUAUUGUUAUUUGGUUCGAACUGCACCAUGGUAUAUAUACACGCAGAUACAAAAUUAUUUUUCAUUUAAACUAUUUCACACACCGCGCGAUUUGUUUAUAUUGCACGUGACACUGUGGGGCUUUAAGUUACAAUUCAAUUCUCCGCUCAUGGAACCAUUGAAUUAUUUAAUUCAUUUAGUCCAUGCUUAUGGUUUGCCCGAGGCAUGGUUGCGCAGUGUAUUUACAGAUUUACUAAAGUUAAAGAAAAUUUCGUUGAAAAAUAUAAAUCCCAGCGUGGAAGUGACAUUUUUAACAGUUACUGAUCUCUUUUGGAUUUGGAUGCUAGUGGCGAUUGGUUGGAUUGUCAGUGCGUUUGUAUUUUUUCUGGAAUUGUGUAAUGAGUAA
Molecule: messenger RNA, 1680 nt
Organism: Musca vetustissima
Lineage: Eukaryota; Metazoa; Arthropoda; Insecta; Diptera; Muscidae
Exons: 4
Coding region: 1-1680 (559 amino acids)
Source: RefSeq, a predicted model, not a curated record